Messenger RNA from Aspergillus tanneri, 1032 nucleotides. RefSeq lists its product as uncharacterized. NCBI's taxonomy places the organism in Eukaryota, Fungi, Ascomycota, Eurotiomycetes, Eurotiales, Aspergillaceae. The record is from RefSeq and is a predicted model, not a curated record. The transcript is spliced from 5 exons. Bases 1 to 1032 code for a protein of 343 amino acids.
AUGGCACGUCGUAUAUUUCAUGAAAGGCGAAGUUCGGCAUUUGCGCGCGCAUCACAGGCUAUAUUCGGAAGGCGUUCCUUUUUCGGAACCGUCCACAAAUGGCUGUUAUGGCUCCUUUAUGACGGCUGUUAUGAUGGGAGUGUUUUCGACACGGCUCUAAAGGAAGUUUACACAAACAAACGCCUAUUUGACAGCCUUCGCAUGGGUGAUUCUAGUACCACACACCCAAGACUAGAGUGGGUGUCGUUGCAACGAGCAUUGCCAGAGAGACAAGGUCCUUUGUGUUUGGCAACUUCAACAGCACGGAGAGCGCCGGCCAAGAAUGUGUUCGUUUGGGCACUAAUCGAAACGGAAGGGUAUGAGAUCGUCCGGCCAGCACAUAUAGACUCAGAGCCGUUCGUAUGGGAAGCCGCGAGAGCUACCGCGGCCGCCCCUUUUUUUUUCCCCAAUCGAUAUUCGCGGAAUUGGGUCCUUCCAAGACGGGGACUUAGGGAUAAUCUCGCUGCCGAUAUCGCACGGCGGUUAAGCCGCCAAAUCUGGCCCUCCCGCAAACAUCCCGCGCGACUUCUCUCUAUGGGUACGGGUAUUACGGAUAGACCACGCGAUAGACCACCACAUUUUCGGCAUGUCUUCCAGGAUGGAUUCCUGCGUCGAGGAUUCGAUGCUUGGAUGUCCUCCAUGGACACGGAAACAAAAUGGCUGGAAAUGAUGGGCCAGCUUGAGGACGCCCACAAGGAAGACUAUCUUCGGCUGAAUAUACCUCUUCGCGACGUACCUAGCGCUAUCGAUACGAUCGAGGUGAUGGAGGAAUACCGGAAUCUUGAGAGCAGAUACCCAGACGUCCACCGGCUAUCAUUCACCGACAUGGAGCGGGCAAGGGAGAUUCCUGACACGGAAGAGUUAAUGUGCCUGCUGGAGUACUGCAAAUUCAGGUCCAAAUUACUGAAAGGGAUCAACAGACGGGUGAAGAAACGGCAAAACCCCUCUGCCCCCGAUACAUUUAGCCAUAUCCGUGACCACAGCAACGAUUAG